CCGCACCUCUUCUCUUCCCCCCUCCACCCCUCGAAUAUCUUCCCCCAAUCUCCCUCUCUCGUGAUGAUGAUGAUGAUGAUGAUGACGCCUCUUUCUCUCUCCUCGGCCCCCCGUCUCUUUCUCUCUCCUCUCGGUCCCGCCUUCCCGCCAAAAGGGCCCCGAACCCUAGCUCCCUCCCGUUUUCUCCGCCGGCCCCGUCGCCGAUCGGUCCCGCCGCUCGCCGCCUCUGCCUCUUCUCGCCAAGAAUCCAAGUACUUGGAAUGGGACUCGAUGACCGCGAAGUUCGCCGGAGCUUCAAACCUACCUUUUCUGCUAAUUCAGCUCCCUCAGAUCCUGCUCAAUUAUCAGAACCUCGUUGCCGGAGAUAAAGCUGCGCUCUUUGCAGUCCCCUGGCUUGGAAUGCUGACAGGCCUCCUUGGAAACCUGACACUGCUCUCCUACUUUGUCAAGAAGAAAGAAAAAGAGGCAAUUCUUGUUCAGACUUUGGGCGUCGUUUCAAUCUAUGUUGUCAUAGCACAGCUUGCUUUGGCUGGCUCCAUGCCCCUUCCUCACUACAUUGCGACAUCGGUAGUUGUGGCCUUGGGGUUAGUCUUGAACUUCCUGAAUUAUUUCCGAUGGCUUCAUAACGGGAUUUGGCAGCUUUGGGAGGAUUUUAUAACCAUAGGAGGGCUCUCAGUUCUACCACAGGUCAUGUGGUCGACAUUUGUCCCUUUCAUUCCUAGCAGCAUUUUACCGGGCACUGUUUCUUGUGUUAUAGCCACUGCUGCGGUUAUUCUGGCACGGACUGGAAAACUUUCAGAAAAAGGAAAGAACUUCGUCGGGUCACUAUCCGGAUGGACUGCUACUCUACUGUUCAUGUGGAUGCCCAUUGCUCAGAUGUGGACAAACUAUCUCAACCCGGAUAACAUCAAAGGGUUAUCAGCUUUGACACUGUUGCUUGGUAUGAUUGGCAAUGCGCUUAUGAUCCCACGUGCUUUGUUCAUCCGCGAUCUGAUGUGGUUCACUGGUGCCUCUUGGGCAUCCGUUUUGCAUGGAUGGGGAAACUUGCUAUGCAUGUACUGUUUUAACAGUAUCAGCAGAUAUUUCUUCUUUGGAGCAACAACUGGUUUGAUUUUAUGGCUAGGAAUGGCAUUGCGGCAAGAUAUGGUUGUAUAUGGGUACGGUUCACCAGUGAGAUCUCUGAAGGAGUUAAUGGUCGGAGAAUGAAGCACAUCAGUGCUAUGUGAAAUGAAGUUUUCAUCCACGGAAUUUGCCAAAUGAAAAUAGAGAUACCAGGUAUUGUUUUUUGGUUCUGAUAGGCGCGUAUUGUAUCUGUAUAUUGAUUAUAAUUCCAGGUUAGCUGUGUAUAGAUGACCAUAUACCAUUCAUGUUAUUGUUUUCUUCACCAAUAUUUGGUCGUAUAUUUUCCACAAUGUGGAUUGUAUCAAUAUGUGUAAGUGUAACCCAGCCAUUCAAUUGAAGUUUAACUUAGUUAUCAAUAUCUAGUAUUGUCA
Molecule: messenger RNA, 1493 nt
Organism: Asparagus officinalis (garden asparagus)
Lineage: Eukaryota; Viridiplantae; Streptophyta; Magnoliopsida; Asparagales; Asparagaceae
Product: maltose excess protein 1-like, chloroplastic
Exons: 9
Coding region: 64-1206 (380 amino acids)
Cellular component (GO): chloroplast envelope
Molecular function (GO): maltose transmembrane transporter activity
Source: RefSeq, a predicted model, not a curated record